GUUGAUGUGCACACGAAUGAUUUGUGUUUCCUCUGCAGGUGAAGGUAGAAAGUGUGUGUGAGCUGAUGUGGAUGUGAAUUCAGCAGCAUGGAUCAGUGUGAGGACAGACAGGAGGGAGUCCCUCCCUCUAAAACCACGCUGUGUGGGGAACAUGAGAGCCAGACCAAAGCUCAGAGGAACCAACCUGGACCUGAACCCAGCUGUGUGUCCUUAAAGAGUGACUGGUCAAAGAGUAUUGGUGCUGAUUUUAAAGGACAAUGCUCUGCUGUGGAAAGGGUGAACAAGGAGAGCUCAGAGGUUUUCACUGAUCAGUCUGGCCAGCAGCAUCACCACAUAAAACUUAACUCAAUAUUUAUGCUACUGGAGGAAAACAUUAUCACUUUUGUGAAGAAUGAGCUGAAGACGAUCCAAAGAGUUCUGGUUCCAGACUACAUGGAACCAUUUGAGCAUCAGAAGAAGGAUGAGAACGUGUUUGGGGUGAAUGAACAGCAGAGAAGCAGAGAACCCUUCCUAAAGAUCGCACUACACUUCCUGAGGACAAUGAAGCAGGAAGAGCUGGCUGACCAACUGCAGAGCAAAAUGUCUGCUCCAAUUUGUACACAUGAUCUUAAAACGUUGCUGAAGAAGAAGUUCCAGUGUGUAUUUGAGGGGAUCGCUAAAGCAGGAAACCCAACCCGUCUAAAUCAGAUCUACACAGAGCUCUACAUCACAGAGGGAGGGACCGCAGAGGUCAAUGAUGAACAUGAGGUUAGACAGAUUGAAACAGCAUCCAGGAAACCAGACAGACCAGAAAGAACAAUCAAACAUGGAGAAUUCUUUAAUGCCUCAAGUGGAAGAGAUCAAACAAACAGAAUAGUGCUGACAAAGGGAGUGGCUGGCAUUGGGAAAACAAUUUUAACUCAGAAAAUCAUUCUGGACUGGACUGAAGACAAAGCGAACCAGGACAUCCAGUUUAUAUUUCCAUUCACUUUCAGAGAGCUGAAUGUGUUGAAAGAUAAAAAAUUCAGCUUGGUGGAACUUGUUCAUCACUUUAUAACCACAACUAAAGACUCGGGAAUCUGCAGAUUUGAAGACUUCCAGGUUAUGUUCAUUCUUGAUGGUCUGGAUGAGUGUCGACUUCCUCUGGAUUUCAACAACAAUAUGAUUCUGACUGAUGUUGCAGUGUCCACAUCAGUGGAUGUCCUGCUCACAAAUCUCAUCAGAGGGAACCUGCUUCCCUCUGCUCAUCUCUGGAUAACAACACGACCUGCAGCAGCCAAUCAGAUCCCUCCUCAGUGUGUUGACAUGGUGACAGAGAUCAGAGGGUUCACUGACCCACAGAAGGAGGAGUACUUCAGGAAGAGAUUCAGAGAUGAGAAGCAGGGAAGCAGGAUCAUCUCUCACAUCAAGACAUCAAGAAGCCUCCACAUCAUGUGCCACAUCCCAGUCUUCUGCUGGAUCACUGCUACAGUUCUGGAGGAAAUGUUGAGAACCACAGAGGUGAGAAAGCUGCCCAACACCCUGACUGAGAUGUACAUCCACUUCCUGGUGGUUCAGGCCAAAGUGAAGAAGGUCAAGUAUGAUGAAGGAGCUGAGACAGAUCCACACUGGAGUCCAGAGAGCAGGAAGAUGGUUGAGUCUCUGGGAAAACUGGCUUUUCAUCAGCUGCAGAAAGGAAACCUGAUCUUCUAUGAAUCAGACCUGACAGAGUGUGGCAUCAAUAUCAGAGCAGCAUCAGUGUACUCAGGAGUGUUCACACAGAUUUUUAAAGAGGAGAGAGGACUGUACCAGGACAAGGUGUUCUGCUUUGUCCAUCUGAGUGUUCAGGAGUUUCUGGCUGCUCUUCAUGUCAGUCUGACCUUCAUCAACUCUGAUGUCAAUUUGCUGGAAGAAGCACAAACAAUCUCCAGUAGGUCUGAUAAAACACAUUUCUACCAGAGUGCUGUGGAUAAGGCCUUAGAGAGUCCAAAUGGACACCUGGACUUGUUCCUCCGAUUCCUUGUGGGUCUUUCAAUGCCGACCAAUCAGACCCUCCUACGAGGCCUGCUGACAACGACCGAAAGAAGUUCACAGACCAAUCAGACUCUACUAGCAUCCCUGCUUACACGGCUGAGAAGUAGUUCACAGUUCAACCAGAAAACAUAUAUCAAGAAAAAACUCAAUGAGAAUCUAUCUACAGAGAAAAGCAUCAACCUGUUCCACUGUCUUAAUGAACUGAAUGAUUGUUCUCUGGUGGAGGAAAUCAAACAGUCCCUGAGUUCAGGAAGUAUCUCCACUGAUAAACUGUCUCCUGCUCAGUGGUCAGCUCUGGUUUUCAUCUUACUGUCAUCCAAAAAAGAUAUGGAUGUGUUUGACCUGAAGAAAUACUCUGAUUCAGAGGAGGCUCUUCUGCAGCUGCUGCCAGUGGUCAAAGCCUGCAAAAACGCUCUGCUCAGUAGCUGCAAUCUGUCACAUAGAAGCUGUGAAGCUCUAUCCUCUUCUCUAAAAUUAGAAGACUGUGAACUGAGAUCUCUAGACAUGGGUAACAAUAAACUGCAGGAUUCAGGAUUGAAGCUGCUGUUGGCUGGAUUGGAAAUUCCAUACUGUAAACUGGAAACACUCAGAUUGAGCAACUGUAACCUCUCAAAGAGAAGCUGUGAAAUUCUGUCCUCAGUUCUCAGCGCUUCAUACUCUAUUCUGAGAGAGCUGGACCUGAGUGACAAUGACCUUAAGGACUCUGGAAUGACCAUAUUGUCUUCUGGACUGGAUAAUCCACACUGUAAACUGGAAACACUCAGGCUGACAGGAUGCCUGAUCACAAAAUAUGGUUGUACCUCUCUGGUAUCAGCUGUGAAGGCCAACCACUCCCAUCUGAGAGAGCUUGACUUGACUUACAAUCAUCCAGAAGAGGCAGGAGUAAAACUAUUAGAGCAGCUAAGACUGGAAAUUCUCAGGGUGGAGCCUGCUGGAGUCCGAUGGUUGAGACCGGGUCUGAGGAAGUAUUCUUGUCAACUCACAAUCGACGCAAACACAGUACACAGAGAACUUAAACUAUCUGAUAACAAUAAGAAGGUGACACAUGUGGAAGAGGAUCAGCCAUAUCCUGAUCAUCCUGACAGAUUUGAUCGCUGGCCUCAGCUGCUGUGUAGAGAUGGUCUGACUGGUCACUGUUACUGGGAGGUUGAGUGGAGUGGAGAAGCUCAUAUAUCAGUGAGUUACAGAGGAAUCACAAGAAGAGGAAACAUUAACGACUGUUUGUUUGGGAGGAAUGAACAAUCCUGGAGUCUGAGCUGCUUUGAUGAUGGUCCUCGUUAUGUCUGGCACAAUAACAGAAAACUCACUUUCUUGUCAUCCAUCUCCUCCUCCUCUGUGUCUAACAGAGCAGCAGUGUAUGUGGAC
Messenger RNA from Pundamilia nyererei, 3357 nucleotides. Its product is annotated as protein NLRC3-like. The annotation marks the transcript as partial. The record is from RefSeq and is a predicted model, not a curated record. Gene Ontology annotation, molecular function: protein binding. The transcript is spliced from 10 exons. Lineage: Eukaryota; Metazoa; Chordata; Actinopteri; Cichliformes; Cichlidae.